Messenger RNA from Musa acuminata subsp. malaccensis (wild Malaysian banana), 2189 nucleotides. RefSeq names its product heat shock cognate 70 kDa protein. Gene Ontology annotation, cellular component: cytoplasm. The record is from RefSeq and is a predicted model, not a curated record. Gene Ontology annotation, molecular function: ATP binding; ATP-dependent protein folding chaperone. Lineage: Eukaryota; Viridiplantae; Streptophyta; Magnoliopsida; Zingiberales; Musaceae.
ACAUACACAAACCGAGAAAACUCGCAUCGACCGAAAAGCUUAGUCGUCGUCUUCUUCUUCUUUCGUUUCUUGUGGUAUUUUCUAGCUGUGUGAUCGAUGGCGAAGGGCGAGGGGCCAGCUAUCGGGAUCGACCUCGGCACCACCUACUCGUGCGUCGGGGUGUGGCAGCACGACCGGGUGGAGAUCAUCGCCAACGACCAAGGCAACCGCACCACCCCAUCCUACGUCGCAUUCACCGACACCGAGCGCCUAAUCGGCGACGCCGCCAAGAACCAGGUCGCCAUGAACCCCACCAACACCGUCUUCGAUGCCAAGCGAUUGAUCGGCAGGCGCUUCAGCGACCCCUCCGUGCAGAGCGACAUGAAGUUGUGGCCCUUCAAGGUCAUCGCCGGCCCCGGCGACAAGCCCAUGAUCGUGGUACAGUACAAGGGCGAGGAAAAGCAGUUUUCCCCAGAGGAGAUCUCCUCCAUGGUGCUCACCAAGAUGAAGGAGAUCGCUGAGGCCUACCUGGGCACCACCGUCAAGAACGCCGUGGUCACCGUCCCCGCUUACUUCAACGACUCCCAGCGCCAGGCCACCAAGGACGCCGGCGUCAUUGCCGGCCUUAACGUCAUGCGGAUCAUUAACGAGCCCACCGCCGCCGCCAUCGCGUACGGCCUCGACAAGAAGGCCGGCAGCUCGGGCGAGAAGAACGUGCUCAUCUUCGACCUCGGCGGCGGCACCUUCGAUGUGUCGCUCCUCACCAUCGAGGAGGGCAUCUUCGAGGUGAAGGCCACCGCGGGUGACACCCACCUCGGCGGAGAGGACUUCGACAACAGGAUGGUGAAUCACUUCGUGCAGGAGUUCAAGAGGAAGCACAGGAAGGACAUCAGCGGCAAUCCGAGGGCUCUGCGGCGGCUGAGGACGGCGUGCGAGAGGGCGAAGCGGACCCUCUCCUCAACCGCUCAGACCACCAUCGAGAUCGACUCCCUAUACGAGGGGAUCGACUUCUACUCCAGCGUCACGCGCGCGAGGUUCGAGGAGCUCAACAUGGACCUGUUCAGGAAGUGCAUGGAGCCAGUGGAGAAGUGCCUGAGGGACGCCAAGAUGGACAAGAGCAGCGUCCAUGACGUCGUCCUCGUCGGGGGUUCGACCAGGAUUCCCAAGGUGCAGCAGCUGUUGCAGGACUUCUUCAAUGGGAAGGAGCUUUGCAAGAGCAUCAACCCCGACGAGGCUGUCGCCUGCGGUGCGGCGGUGCAAGCCGCGAUCCUGAGCGGAGAGGGCAACGAGAAGGUGCAGGAUCUGCUGCUGCUGGACGUCACUCCUCUCUCCCUCGGGCUGGAGACCGCUGGCGGCGUGAUGACCGUCCUGAUUCCGAGGAACACGACCAUCCCCACCAAGAAAGAGCAGAUCUUCUCGACCUACUCCGACAACCAGCCGGGAGUCUUGAUCCAGGUCUACGAGGGCGAGAGGGCGAGGACCAGGGACAACAACCUGCUCGGCAAAUUCGAGCUCUCCGGCAUCCCUCCCGCCCCCCGCGGCGUGCCUCAGAUCAACGUCUGCUUCGAUAUCGACGCCAAUGGGAUCCUGAACGUGACGGCAGAGGACAAGACCACCGGGCACAAGAACAAGAUCACCAUCACCAACGACAAGGGGAGGCUGAGCAAGGAGGAGAUAGAGAAGAUGGUCCGGGAGUCAGAGAAGUACAAGGCGGACGACGAGGAGCACAAGAAAAAGGUGGAAGCGAAGAACGCCCUGGAGAACUACGCCUACAACAUGAGGAACACCAUCAGGGACGACAAGAUCAGCUCCAAGCUUUCGCCGGGAGACAAGAAGAAGAUAGAGGACGCGAUCGAUGAGACGAUCAAGUGGCUGGAUAACAACCAGCUGGCGGAAGCCGAUGAGUUCGAGGACAAGAUGAAGGAGCUCGAGAGCCUCUGCAACCCCAUCAUCGCUAAGAUGUACCAAAAUGGCGGAGCUGGCAUGGACGAGGGUCGUGCCAAGGGCGGCGCCACUGCCGGCGCCGGCGGUGCAGGACCUACGAUUGAGGAGGUCGACUAAGUGUGAUAGGGUACCGAGUCGUCUGUUUCCGCCAUCAAAUCAACUGUGUUUUUUUCGUUGGUGUCUGGUCAUGUUUGACACAUCCUCCUACUGUUCCCUGUAAGAAGAUGACAAGCAAUAAAUGAACGCUUCCUUUUAUUGUCCCCUAA